Colletotrichum truncatum is the source of this 1008-nucleotide messenger RNA. RefSeq names its product esterase lipase. Gene Ontology annotation, molecular function: hydrolase activity. The record is from RefSeq and is a predicted model, not a curated record. NCBI's taxonomy places the organism in Eukaryota, Fungi, Ascomycota, Sordariomycetes, Glomerellales, Glomerellaceae.
AUGCCUGAACCGCCGUAUCCCCUACAUGAAUCAGUUUUAGAUCGUAUUCACCCGGAAUACAAGGCUUUCUACAAUAAACACGUUUUCGACAAACAGGUGGUUCAUCACCAACCCAUCUCGGCUUCGCGUGCCAGUGGAACCCUCAUCCCUGGAGCCGGGCCCAAGCUUGACGUUGCGAGCUCGCAAGACUUUCAGAUCCCUAGAAAGGAGACGAGCGGACCGGACAUCUUGGUCCGCGCUUUCACGCCUUUAGGAGACAAACCCGAGAAAGGAUGGCCCUUAUGUAUCUGGUUCCAUGGAGGAGGAUGGGUCUUGGGGAACAUUGAUACUGAGAAUGUCAUUGCAACAAACCUGUCCAAUCGGGCCAAAUGUGUAACCAUUUGUGUGGACUACCGGCUCGCACCAGAGGACCCUUUUCCGGCCGCCGUUGACGAUUGCUGGGAAUCUCUUCUCUGGGCAAUCUCAACCGGGGCCGAAAAGCUAGGUCUUGAUACUUCACGGAUUGCCCUCAGCGGAUCAUCGGCUGGCGGAAACCUCACCUUGGUUCUGUGCCAGCGAGCGACAACUCGUAAUGAUAUUCCGCCCAUAGCUGUUCAACUGCUGUCGGUACCUGUGGCAGAUAAUACUGCUGUAGUUGAGUCGUCUAAACCCGAGCACGCAUCGUGGAAAGAGAACGAGUUUACUCCCGCCCUGCCUGCUGAAAAGAUGAUGUGGUAUCGGUAUCAUUACCUGCCGCAACGCGAAGAUUGGUCACAUCCCGAGGCCAGCCCGCUCUUAUGGAAAGGCGACUGGUCAAAGCUUCCUCCAGCAGUCAUUGUUAUGGGCGAACUCGACGUGUUGCGGAGCGAGGGUGAGGCACUUGGGGAGAAGCUGAAAAAUGCGGGAGUGGCGGUUGAUUUUCAUGUUAUGAAAGGCCAACCGCACCCUUUCAUUGCCAUGGAUGAGGCACUAGAGGAUGGCCGAAGAGCUAUCACGCUGUUCUGUGAUAAACUGGUCGCGUCAUUGUAG